CCAUCACCUGCUUCGGCACUCGGUACUUUCCUCGUCAACUGUAUGAUUGCUUCUGGGAACUGUUAAACCAUCGUUUGUGACUUCCAAUUCAUCGCCAAGUUGUAAGAAGAGCAGUCACGAUGCCUGGUGUACUUGCCCGCAGAACGCGAACCCCUCGCGGGAAACUGUCCUCCUCCUCCAAGCUACCUGCCUCAACUAUCGACAGCUUCGCCUCGGCCUCGAAACUACAGAUUGGGAAGGAAUCGAGCAAGAAGGCUUCGGACGCUGCCGGCCGCACUUCCUCCGUCGAGAUCGUCCUCACGUCGAGAAAGAGGAAGGUCGAGACCGGCGUAGAGCCCACUUCAAAGAAGCCGUGCCACAAACCUGGAGCCCUGCGAGCUGAACCUGCCACUCCUGUAUCCGGGAAGAAGAAGAGGGUUACGUUUGCCGACUCGGAGAACGUGCCCCUGACACCUAGCCGCGUUGCGCCGACCCCGUCCUGCAAUCGGAAGCGCCAGUUUGAAGCAGACGACACUACGCAGGCUGAGGUUCUGCUUGAGCGCCUGAAUCUCCAGUCACCUGUGUGCAAGCGGACCAAAACCACCGUCGACAGAAGGUCUCCAAAAAAUGACUUUGAUCUUCCCCUGGAGCUCCUGGAUCUCCUUGAUUUGCACGCGGCCUUCCUCAAGACGCUGAGCAUGCAGUAUGCGCACCUCGGCACAAACUCACCGAUUGACCUGCGCACCAUCUUCUCGAGCGUCACUCGCACCUGGGGCAAGCGGCAGGUCACACUGGACGACAUCCAGCGGCUGGUUGGCGUUCUUAGUUGGACUCCGGUCAAGAGCGACAGGGCGCAGCAACAGCAGCUCAACUCGCCCUUCUUCCUCUCGGACUACGGCCGCGGCAAGAUCUGCGUCGAGUUCCAUCCCAAUGCCGAAUCAGGUCCUCUGCGAGAGCACAAGCUCAACAUGGACUUUGAAGCCAAUUUGCGCACACUCUGGCUUAGCCGUCGCGAACAACCGAGCGCAAGCACCACACUGUUCAUAGCCACUCUCCCCAAAGCAGCCGUCAAGCCCUGCCCUUCACUCGCCAAGAGCAGCAGGGUCCUCAAAAAUCAGCAGACGAUCGACGAGCUGAAAACCAGCAUCGCCCUCAAGAGACAAGAAAAGGGAACGGCCAAAGCCUCACCGCCGGCCACCAACACAACCAACGCAGUCAACACCACCAACAAUGCCCCCCCGAGCGACGGCCCCAAACUAUCCGUACUUGACCGGAUCCGGCUCAAAUCCCAGUCCCAGACCGCGGGGACCGGCGGGCCUACGCCGGCGGAACUGCAGCGGCGGGCAGCGCUGCAGCGGGCCGCGGACGUGGCGGCCGUGAUCGGGAUGCUGUGCAAGGCGACGGCGGCACAGGCGCGCAUGGCCUUCACCAUGGCGGCGCUGCAGGUGCGGCUGCGGGACUCGUCGCGGACGCCCGUCUCGCACGAGGACGGCGCGGCGUGCGUGCGGCUCCUCGCGGCCGAGGUGGCCCCCCAAUGGCUGCGGGUCGUCACCGUCGCCGGCAAGGAGAACGUCGUUGUCCAGCCGGCGUUUCAGCCUAGCAAGGCCGAGGUGGAGGAGAGGGUUAAGGUCUUGUUGGGUGAAUAGGCCGGUUCAAGGGGUGUGUAUGUACGCGGUUGGGUAUGUCUGCGAUGAGUAGGGUAUGGGGCUGGUCAUUGGAUUGGGAGCGAGGAACCAGGUUGUGUUGCGCUUGCCGCUUGGUUGUCUGGCCGGAGUUGGUGGCGCUGGGGAUGAGCAUUGUUAGCAUUGUGUUUGUAAUAGGACCUGAGAUCCGUGGGCAUCAGCACAGAGCAGGAAGGCCUUGCGAACCGGAGAGUGUGUAGAACAAAGAGAGAGAGAAUAAG
This is a messenger RNA of Canariomyces notabilis, 1882 nucleotides long. RefSeq lists its product as uncharacterized. Lineage: Eukaryota; Fungi; Ascomycota; Sordariomycetes; Sordariales; Chaetomiaceae. The transcript has a single exon. The coding region runs from base 120 to 1625 and encodes 501 amino acids. The record is from RefSeq and is a predicted model, not a curated record.